GUCUAAACACCACCUCUUUCGCAUGGUGAUUGCUCGUCUUCUCUGUCUCUUGUAAUUGAUAUUCUGCUAGAACUAGGAUUCAUGUACAACAGGUAACCUUCUCCCGAUGAUUCUGUAUUCAUACACUACCACGUGCUUGAGAGCUGGAUCUCAAUCUGAUAGAUGAUGGAGACCGCGGCGGAAGCUCCAUCCGGCCUUAAACCGAGAAGAACGCGUCAUAAGACUGGCUGCGCGUCUUGUCGCUUACGGAAGAAGCAAUGUGACGAGCAAAUGCCUACAUGUUCGAGUUGCCAUCGGCUAGGUUUAAUAUGUACUUGGCCACCUGCCAACGAAUUCGCUUGGAGGAUAAGAUUGGGCGUGUCUUCUAGUAAAGGAAAAAAGCCUAAAUCAGUAUCGCCUACAUCGAGUUAGGAUACAUCACUGCCGCCGUUCGGAUCGGACUCUGCAUCCUCGAGUCAUGUCGAAAGCCCUUCACGGCCUUUCGCGAUCCCUUCCUCUUCGAAGUCAUCCCUGCUGCCUUUUCGGACUCUUUAAUAAUGAACGCCGUUCUUGCUCUCGGGGGUUAUUCGUUAGAAGUAACCGGGAACGAUGAAGAAUUCGAAUGGUCGAGAUUUCACUACUACGGGCUGGCUAUUGAAGACUUGAAAGCUGCUUUGGCCGAUCCGAUUGUUGAUGGCGGCCGGGAUACACGCCGGCUUUUGCUUGCCACUUUACUCAUGUGUCUUUUCGAGAGCAUUCGCGGGAACACGCAGGGAAUGUUUCAAGGCCACUUACGGGCUAGCCGUGUCCUUGCACAGGCUGUUUCGAAUUCCGGUGAGACGGACGACGGUAAUUUGACGAACAGUCUGCUUGGACUCUACGCCUACUAUGAAUUCCUCUCUAGUCUGCGUCUACCGCCCAAUGACGAGGACUUUUUUAUUCCACACCAAUCUACAAUGUUCCAAUUGCCUUCUGUAGGGGACCAUUCGAGCCCAUUCGGAGUUGCCGUAGGUGCGGCAUGGCCCUUAUAUCAGAUGGCACCUCGUAUUUACGAAUUUGCGGUAACGCGAAGAAUUGAAUUAGUAGAGGGAAAUGAUAUGGGCUGUUUAGAGGCAUUCGGAAAUUUGCGCGAUGAUAUCUGCGAAUUAGCGAUAGACGAUGUAACAAACGGCCCCAAUGGACAGACCAAGGAUGGCCAGUUUGCCAAGGCGAGGCGCGCCGCAGCGGAGGUCGUGCGGAACGCUCUCCUUCUGUUCUUAUAUUCUUCAUUCUUCGAAGAUCGGGCAUGCAUCUUGGAGCUAUCGCAACCUCUUGUCCGAUCUACCGUCGAGCUUCUGCCGGAUUUCAUACUCACGCCCUUAAUAAACACGACCUUCUGGCCAAUCGUCGUGGUGGCAUCGUACGCAACAACAAUUGAACAUCAGACACGAUUUCUUAGUUUCUUACCCCCUGUGAUGCCCCUUGUAACCCGAGGCGCCGAGAUUCUGAAAGGGGUAUGGAGCAGUCCAUCAGGUGCGUUUGGCCUAGAAGGCCUGGCAGAUAUACUUGAUGCGCGCGGCGAAAAUUACUGUUUUGGAUGAUUGCAUUCAUUUUUAUUUACGGAAACUUUGAUAAGAUUCACAGGACCGACUUUAUGCGAGGGAUCGAAUGUUGUACAGAUACCAUUAUGGCAACUCGAUUAUGCAUCUCUAAAGCCAGACACAGAUGGAUGCUGAUAAAAUUUCGGGACAGUAUCGUGGCUUUAAUGACCUAAAACGAUUCUGUCCUCACCGUCUAAG
Hypoxylon trugodes is the source of this 1757-nucleotide messenger RNA. Its product is annotated as fungal-specific transcription factor domain-containing protein. The record is from RefSeq and is a predicted model, not a curated record. Gene Ontology annotation, cellular component: nucleus. Gene Ontology annotation, molecular function: DNA-binding transcription factor activity; transcription cis-regulatory region binding. Lineage: Eukaryota; Fungi; Ascomycota; Sordariomycetes; Xylariales; Hypoxylaceae. The transcript is spliced from 2 exons. The coding region runs from base 537 to 1559 and encodes 340 amino acids. Gene Ontology annotation, biological process: positive regulation of transcription by RNA polymerase II.